This is a messenger RNA of Zygotorulaspora mrakii, 873 nucleotides long. It is a transcript of the gene CSL4, whose product is annotated as exosome non-catalytic core subunit CSL4. NCBI's taxonomy places the organism in Eukaryota, Fungi, Ascomycota, Saccharomycetes, Saccharomycetales, Saccharomycetaceae. The record is from RefSeq and is a predicted model, not a curated record. Bases 1 to 873 code for a protein of 290 amino acids. Gene Ontology annotation, cellular component: nuclear exosome (RNase complex); cytoplasm. The transcript has a single exon. Gene Ontology annotation, biological process: RNA processing. Gene Ontology annotation, molecular function: RNA binding.
AUGCCAGAAGUAUCGAGAUCACAGUUCAGUUUUGAGCUACCAGAUACAGUUGUCCCAGGUCAAUUAAUAUGUCCUGAAUGCGAUGUUUGCCAAACGGAUGGCAAAAACAUAGUGUAUCGAUUUGUUAGUGGUCAUGGAACAAUGACUCAAACAUAUAAUAAAGCAGGAACGCAGGUCGCAGCGAUUUCCGCCACUUUAGUUGGCUUUGUAAAAGUGCAGGAGGAGUUACGCGAUCUUUCAGAUAAUGAUGAACCUCAAGAAGAAGUGGACACUAUGAAAGAUGCAGAAACAAAUGUUGUCAGGGUUGAGAAGGUCAUAACCAUAUCUGUGUUACAGAAUGGUACCAAAAUGAAUAUUGAGUCUUCAAAUAAUGAUUUCGCUAAUAAUUUACCAAAAGAGGGAGAUAUUGUCUUAACGAGGGUGACACGAAUAUCGCAGCAGAGAGCGAACGUCGAAAUCCUAGCGGUUGAAAAUGCAGCGAUUCCAGUCGAUAGUGGAAUAGGGAGCAAUGGACUGGGUGUAAUAGCUGCACAAGGUGGAUCUGGAGCUGCAACAUUUUCCAUUGCACAAGCGUCGUCUGACUUGGGUGAAAUGUUUAGAGGUAUCAUAAGGUCACAAGACGUACGUGCUACGGAAAGAGAUACUGUUAAAAUAAUAAACUGUUUUAAGCCUGGUGAUAUUGUGAGGGCACAAGUAUUAUCGUUAGGUGAUGGAACCAACUAUUACUUAUCGACAGCAAGAAAUGACCUUGGUGUUGUAUUCGCAAAAGCAGCGAAUGGAGCUGGCGGCUUAAUGUACGCCUUAGAUUGGCAGACUAUGUGUGUUCCAAGUAGUGGCGCUACAGAAAAUAGGAAAUGUGCGAAACCUUUCUAA